AUGAGCUCUAAAGCCAGCUCGGCCUCGGCCACUAACACGCCCAAGCGGCGACGCGGUGACGAUGACGCCGGCCGGAGAGAGUCUGGAAAGAAGAGCAAGACGACGACAACGGCGACGACGAUGACAACGGCCAAGGCCAUGUCGGUGGAAGAGGCCAAGAAGGCGCUUGCUGUAGGCUUGGAGGUCACCCUGCACUGUACCAAGGGUGGGGCGUCCAAGUUCUGGACCGUCACCGUCGACGGUGAGGAAGUCGUGGUGGUCUUUGGCAAGAUUGGAUCGGCCGGCCAGGAGCGCAUCGCCGACAAGGGCUCCACCGCUGCCGCCCUCGACCAUGCCAUCGCCCAGCUCGAGUCCAAGGUGCAGCCGAGCAAGGGAUAUGUCAUUGUAUCGGCAAGUGGUGGCGAGGCUGCCGCUGCCGCUGCGGGGGGCAAGGAGGGUGAGCCCGAUGCCGAGAGCAUCGAUGCCCUGCUCGAGCGCAUCUCCUCGAAGAAGCCCGCCGAUCUGACGGCUGCGACACCUGGGGUGACCCGCGCCGACAUCGACGCGUUUGAGGCACAAUACAAGCGCAAGCUUCCGGCGCUCUACGCCUCGAUUCUCCAGAUCACUGAUGGAAUGAUACUCGCGCUCAACGCCGUUCCGGCCGAUCCGAAUCCGUGGGCCAACGACCACGCUCCAGUCAAUACACUGGCAUCACUCUCGCAGCUCGGCGGGACAGACGAAGACGCCGAAGAAUGGGAGCUGCCCGACGACAUGCAGGGGAAGAUCCUCAUGAUCGACGGCGAUGGCCACGAGUGGAUCAUUCUCGACUACACCCGGCCCAACACUGCCGGCGAGCCGACCGUCGCCUACAUUUCGCAGGAGAGUGAUCCCGAGUGGAAGCGCUUCCGCAUCGCCGACUCGUUUGCCGACCUCCUCUCUCAGCCGUGGGCGGCCACCGCUUCCGCGCUGCGCACCUACCUCCGUGCCCAACGGACGCUGGCGGGCCUCGUCCGCGGGCCAGCCUCGCCGCCGGGCUCUCCGGGCGGCCACGGCGCCGGAGCGUCGCGGGGCGAUGCCCGCGCGGCUGUCAACGAGGCCCAGGCAAGGCUGGCGGCGGCGCUGGCGGCGCUGGCAGCAGAUGUCACGGCCUGUGAAGAUCCGCCGCACCGCCCGCUCGGCAUGCUUGUCAAGUGCUGCCUGCCAUCGCUCCCGCCUGCCCUCCUCACACUCGCGCUGCUCGUCGUGCGCAACGCCGCCGCCGCCCCGGACCAUCAGCCUGCGCUGGAUGCAUUCGUUCCUCGUGCUCGCGCCCUCCUUGCCGACCCGCGCCUGCCCAUCCGCGCCCGUGCCCUCGUUGUCACCCUCGUCGACGCUCUCGUCCGCUGGGAUCUGGCGCCCGACUGGCUCGUCGCCUCGCUGGCCGCCGCCGCUGCCGCCACGGUCUCAACUGCUGUGGACAAUGGCUCUCCUGAGCGCGCGGCCUUUGCACUCCUCCGUGGACUUUUCCGCACUCUUUCCAAGGCCCUCGUCGCCUCGCCGGCCGCCAAAGAUGCGCUUGCUGCUUCGCCGCUCUUUCCGGCCCUCGCCGAUCUCUGGCAGUGGGCGCUGCCGAAGCCCGAAGUCAUGACCGGCGAUGUUCUUGGUUCGGUUCUCGUUGACUCGGGUCGCCUCGCCCAGCUUGCCCUCUCGAAUCACGAGCGCGCCAAAGACGCGGCGCGCGAGUCGGGUCUGCUCCUCGUCGCCCUGCGCGCCCUUUCGGGCCCGGAUCCUGUAGCCAGGCUCCCGCCAGGCCUCGCCGUGGCGAUGGCAGACACGCUCGGCAACGCAGCAACCGCCAUGGGCAACAAGCCGUACCUCCACGAGGCCGGCGCGGUCAUGCUCCUUGUUCAACUGCUCCACGCACCCAGCACCGCUCUGCAAACCGCGGCCGCCCGGGCGCUACACAAUCUCGUCGCCCACAAUGCGCCGGCCAAGGACGCCGUCCGCGAUGUCGGCGGCCUUCUUGUCUUGCUCAUGCUCACCGCCAAGGCCACCACCCCGCAGCUUGCACUCGCCGCCGCCACCGCCCUCGAGAACUGCACCGCCAACUCAGAGGCUAACAAGGCCGCGCUUGGCAAGCUCGCCGUGUUUGACCUCGCCAAGCCGAUGCUUGUGUCGGCAGCAUGGAAGAUGCAAGAUGUCGGCGCCAAGAUUGUGGGCAACUGCGCGUCUCUGGCCGCCAACAAGUCGGCCAUUGCGAUGUCGGGUGCGCCCGCGGCGCUCGUCCCGCUCCUUGCCUCGCCCAAGACGCUUGUGGUCGAGUCGGCCACCCGCGCGCUUGCCAACUGCACGGCAGACUGCGUGCCGGUCAAGAAGCAGGUAGUGGCCGCUGGCGCUGUCGCCGCCGCCGCUACCCUGCUCGAGCCGGGCCACCCGGCCGGCACCCCGCCGAUGCUGCGCCUCGUGCUGAAGACGCUCGGCAACGUGCUCACCUUGCGUGACGCCAAGUCUGCUGCCAUUGACGCGGGGCUCUUCUCCAAGCUUCUCACCUUGCUCGGCCACUCGAAGCUUGGCGUCCGCCUCGCGGUUGUCCGUGGCCUCGAGGCCGCCGCCGCAGGCUCGACCAUGGUCAAGGACCGCAUCCGUCUACUUUCGGGCAUUGGCCUGCUGGUCACCCGCAUCGAGACAACCUUUACUGCCCUGGUGGGGCCGCCGGCCAAGCGGCCGACUGCCGCAACUCGCAAGCACCUUGCUGCCGAGCUGGCGGCGCUGGUCAAGCUCCUUGGUAACUGUGCCACCCUCCCCGAGUCCAAGGACACAGUCCGCGCCGACGGCGGCGUUGCCAUUCUUGUCCGCCUCCUUGCUCACGCACUCAAGCCCGACACCGAUGGAGGCAGCGUCCUCGGCACCACUCUCAAGGCGCUCCAGAACGUGACUGCCAACAACAUGAAGAACAAGAAGAUUGUGCGCAAGCAGGGCGGUGUCGUGCUGCUCGCCGACUACCUCCGCGACUUGGCCGCCGCGCUCCAUGGCAAGUCCGCUCCGCUCGCGCCGGCCCACCUCGCCGUCCUCAAGGCACUCUCCAACUGCAUCUCGAUGUCGCCGCCGUCGCGGCUCGAGGCUGUCCGCAAUUCGGUGGCAACUUCGCUCGGCACCGUCCUUGGCCUCGGCGUUGCCGCCGGUUCUGGCCUCCGCGUUGCGCUCAUCCUGGUCCAGUCGCUUGUUUACGCACCGGCGGCCGCUGUCGACUCACCGCCCGAGUCGACCAUUCUUGCUGCGCUCAGCAGCGCGGGCAUCUUCCCCUGCCUUGUCGGCCUGCUUGAUCCUGUCCUGUCCUCGCCAUCGCAGACCCGCUCGACCGCCAUCCUCCUCCUCGAGACUCUGCGCAAGGCCACGCUCGCCGAGCCCGAAGCCGUCAAGGCCGCGCUCGUCGCGCCGGCAGCUGCCAAGUCGCUUGCCGCCUGCCUCUCCGUCCUCGGCGCGUCGGCUAGCGAGAUGGACGGGAGCUCGGGCUCGUCCGACCGCGCUGCGCCAUGCGCCGAGAGCGUUCGGCUCACGCUCGCUGUCCUCCGCUUCCUCUGCUUGGUUGUGACGCGCACCUUUCCGCUCGUUGAGCGGCUUCAGGCGAGCGAGGCGUGGAUGGCGACGCUCAAGCGGCUGUUAUACGCAUCGUCGGAUGCUGUCGCUCGCUGGACCGACAACCUCAUGCACGGUAUGUCCGACGAGAAGGGCCUCGACGUUCGGCUUCUCCGACGCAUUCCGGUCUUCACCAUCUCGUCCGAGACGCCUGCCUCGGCGCUGGGCGCCGGCCCGGCCACUGUUGUUCCGGCCGGUCCCGACGUGCCGGCGCCGGUCUGUACCAUCUGCUUUGAGGACCUUGCAGCUGGUGAUCGCGCCCGCCGCCUGCCGUGCCUCCACGUCUUCCACGUCCUCUGCGUCGAUACCUGGCUCUUCUGCAACUCGCGAUGCCCCGUCUGCAUGGGCUCUGUUGGCGACCAGCUCUCGGCCAUGCACGACAUGAUUGUCACCUCGCCAACACCUGCCGCCGCGGCUGUCCCAGCCAAGGCGGCGACGGGCAAGGGCAAGGGCAAGGGCAAGAAGAAAGCAGGGAAGGGCAAGAAGGCGGCGGCGGAAAAGGGCGGGCGCAAGCUGGAAGAGGUCUACACCCGUAAGACGCCGCGCGAGCACGUCCUCCUCCGCCCGGACACCUACAUCGGAUCGGUGGAGCGGCAGGCCGGGCCGGCGUGGGUGGUGGCCGACAAUCCGCUGCGCCUCGCGAGGGAGAACCUCGAGUAUGUGCCCGGUCUGGGACAGAUAGUCGACGAGCUGCUGGUCAAUGCUGCAGACAACGCUGCUCGGGAUCCGUCGAUGCGCCAGCUGCGGAUCUGGGCCGACGACGCCGGAGCCGGCGAGUUUGCCGUCUACAACGACGGCGCAGGCAUCCCCAUCGCCACACAUGCCAAGGAGAACAUCCCCAUUCCGCAGAUGGUCUUUGGCUCGCUGCUCUCGGGCUCCAACUUUGACGACUCGGUGGCCAAGACAACCGGCGGCCGCAACGGGUACGGCGCCAAACUCGCCAACAUCUUUGCCUCCUCCUUCCGCGUCACCACCCGCGACGCCGGCGCCAUCUACUCGCAAGCCUGGUCCGAGAACAUGACACAGGUCAGCGAGCCCGUCAUUGUCCAGCUCGACGACGGCGCGCUCGAGACGGCGGCGUCAGCCCGCACCCUGUUGGCCAACUCGAGCCUCCUGGACUUCUCGAUGGCCUCGCUCGAAGGCGACGACGUCAUGGCCUACGUCCGCAAGCGCGCCUUUGACCUCGCCGCCGUACUCGGCCCGCACGUCCGCGUCUUUUACAACGGCGACCGGAUUCCGGUCUCCGACUUUAAGUCGUACAUCUCGCUGUUCCAGGCCGAGUCAGGCGCGACGGCCCAGAGCGCCGAGGCUGUGGCCACCCUCGCGCCGCACCCGCGCUGGACCAUCGGUCUCGCGCUCGCGCCCGAGGGUGCCGGAUUUACCCACGCAUCGUUUGUCAACGGCAUCUCGACGCCGCGCGGCGGGCGCCACGUCGACUACGUCACCGAUCAAGUGACCAAAGGCAUGGCUGCUGUUCUGACCAAGUCUCACCCCGAGGUCAGCAUCACACCAGCCCACAUCAAGGCCUCACUGCUCGUCUUUGUCAGGGCCUCGAUCGCCAACCCGACGUUCGACUCGCAGACCAAGGACUUUCUCACCACCAAGAUCCGCGACUUUGGCUCGUCGUUCUCGCUCACCCCGACCGCGCUGCGCAAGGCCCUCAAUGCCGCGCCCGAGCUCAAGGCCGGGAUUCUCGAGCGGGCCCAGGCCAAGUCGGCCUCGUCACUCUCGCGCAAGAUGUCUGCCACCAAAAAGCGCCGCCUGACCGGCAUCCCAAAGCUGGAGGACGCUAACCUCGCUGGCUCGCCAAAAUCGGAGGCAUGCACCCUCAUCCUCACCGAAGGCGACUCGGCCAAGGCGCUUGCGGUAGCAGGCCUUUCGGUCGUCGGCCGCGAGUCAUACGGCGUCUUUCCGCUCAAGGGCAAGCUGCUCAACGUCCGCGAUGCGUCGCAGACCGCGCUGGCCGGCAACGCCGAACUCGCCAACAUCAUCCGCAUCCUCGGGCUCAAGCUCGACGCAGACUACUCGACGCCUGCCGCCCGCGCCUCGCUCCGCUACGGCCGAGUCAUGCUCAUGACCGACCAAGACGUCGACGGCUCGCACAUCAAGGGCCUCUUCCUCAACUUUAUGCACUUUUUCUUCCCAGCCCUCGCCUCCUCGCCCGGCUUUCUCGUCCAAUUCAUCACGCCCAUCGUCAAGGCCCGCUACACCGGGCUGGCCGGCUCCGCGCCGAAACUACGCGAGCGAGUCUUCUUCACCAUGCCCGAGUUUGAGGCGUUCAAGGCAAGCAUGCCCAACGCAGAGCUUGCCAAAGACUGGGCCAUCAAGUACUACAAGGGCCUCGGAACGUCGUCGGCGGCCGAGGCCAAGUCGUACUUUGCCCAGCUGGACGCCCACCUGGUGCCGUUCACCUGGGAUCCACCCGCCGCCGCUGCCGAGGACCCUGGCGCGCUGCUCGACAUGGCCUUCCGCAAGUCGCGCGCCGAGGACCGCAAGGCCUGGCUCGAGUCGACGUCGGCCCACGCCGCUCACAACGCUGCCCCGCUCUACACCGCAGACGGGCUCUCGGUCCACGACUUUAUCAACCGCGAGCUCAUUCUCUUCUCCAUGGCCGACAACGUGCGGUCGAUUCCGUCGGCGGUCGACGGCCUCAAGCCAGGCCAGCGCAAGGUUCUCCACGCCUCGCGCAAGCGCAAGCUCUGGCGCGCCGAGCUCAAGGUCGCGCAGCUGGCGGCGUACGUCGCCGAGUCGACCGGCUACCACCACGGCGAGGCCUCGCUUGCCUCGACCAUCAUCGGUCUUGCCCAGGACUACGUUGGUGCGAACAACAUCAACUUGCUACUCCCGCUGGGUCAGUUUGGUACCCGCUUGCAAGGCGGAAAGGACGCGGCCUCGCCGCGGUACAUCUUCACCCGCCUCUCACCGCUCGCCCAGCCGCUGCUCCCGCUCGCCGACGAUCCGGUCCUCGACCACGUCGUCGACGAUUCAGGCGUCCCCGUCGAGCCAGUUCACUACCUGCCGGUCAUCCCUUCGCUACUGGUCAACGGCGCAGAGGGCAUCGGAACCGGGUGGUCGACCUCGAUUCCGUCGUUCUCGCCGCGCGACCUCAUCGCUGCCGUCCGCGCCCGGAUUGCCGGCAAGCCGCUCCCGCCACUUGUCCCUUGGACACGCGGCUUCAAGGGCAGCCUCGUCCCGGUCACCCGCGGCAAGUCGGUGACCGGCUACAAGGUCCACGGUUUGGUCGACCGGCCCGAUCCGCAGACGGCCAUAAUUUCGGAGCUUCCGCUCGGAUCGUGGACCCAGAACUACAAGGAGUGGUUGGAGAAGCAGGUGGCGCUGACCGAAGCCGAGGGCGUCGAGUCGGCGGCCUCGCUCGUGGCGGGCUACACCGAGGGCCACACCGACGUCGAUGUGGCGUUCGAGGUCACGCUCACCCCCGCUGCCGCUGAGCUCUCGGACAGCGAGCUGCUCGCCAAGCUCAAGCUCGUCGGCUCGCUCUCGCUCACCAACAUGCAUGCCUUUGACAGCGCGGGCAAGAUGACCCGCUUCGCCUCGCCGCACGGCAUCAUCGAUGCCUUUUACCACGCCCGGCUCGAGGGCUACUACGCCCGCCGACAGCACCUCAUCGACUCGCUGACGAGCGAUGUGACCAAGACAAAGGUCCAGCUCGCUUUUGUCGACGGUGUCUCGGCCGGUGACAUCGACCUCGCUGCACCCGAGCUCGACGAGGCUGCAGUCGUCGCCGGCCUCUCGGCACGCGCCGGCAGCACCGUCGACGCCGAGGCGCUCGCCACGCUGCUCUCUCUUCCGCUCUCGUCACUGACGGCGAAGCGGCGCUCCGCGCUCCAGGCCAGGCUCGAGCGGCUGGAGAACGAGUUGGCCGAGAUCAAGGCUGCUUCGCCAGAGGACCUGUGGAUUGCCGACCUCGACGCGCUCGAAGCUGCGCUUGACGGCGCUCACGGUCUCUGACCAAAUGAAAGGAACGGCGUCUAGG
Molecule: messenger RNA, 7588 nt
Organism: Thecamonas trahens ATCC 50062
Lineage: Eukaryota; Apusomonadida; Apusomonadidae
Exons: 4
Coding region: 1-7563 (2520 amino acids)
Biological process (GO): sister chromatid segregation; DNA topological change; resolution of meiotic recombination intermediates
Cellular component (GO): nucleus
Molecular function (GO): protein binding; DNA binding; ATP binding
Source: RefSeq, a predicted model, not a curated record